CCACGUCAACUCCCUUCAAAUCAAGAUGGCGGCCCACAGUGCAGUGCUCUCGGUUUCCAAAAUUAUAAACCCUGUCUGGGGUAGAUGCCUUGGAAAUACGACUAAAGUAUUUGGAACAACUUUGACUAGUCACAGGAAUAAGACCUUUCUCUCUAGAGAAAACAUUCCCCCUCCUGCAAAGUAUGGAGGCAGACACACCGUGACCCUCAUACCUGGAGAUGGAAUCGGCCCAGAGCUUCUCAGUCAUGUCAGAGAGGUUUUCAGGUUCAGCUGUGUCCCUGUGGACUUUGAGGUGGUGAACGUAAACUCUGCUUUGGAGACAGAGGAUGAUAUUAAUAAUGCCAUUACUGCCAUCCGCCGUAAUGGAGUGGCCCUUAAAGGUAACAUAGAAACCAAACAUACCAUGCCGCCAUCUGUGAAAUCCAGAAAUAAUCUCCUACGCACAAGCUUAGAUCUGUACGCCAAUGUGAUGCACUGCCAGUCCCUCCCCGGAGUCCAGACUCGCCACAAGAACAUUGACAUCAUGAUCAUCAGGGAGAACACAGARGGAGAGUACAGCAGCCUGGAGCACGAGAGUGUGUCUGGCGUGGUUGAAAGCCUGAAGAUCAUCACCAGGAACAAUUCCCUCAGGAUUGCUGAGUACGCAUUCCAGCUGGCCAGGGAGAAGGGUCGCCGCAGGGUCACCGCUGUGCACAAGGCUAACAUCAUGAAGCUCGGUGAUGGAUUGUUCCUGCAGUGCUGCAGGGAAGUGGCUGCUGGAUACCCCGAUAUCACGUUUGACAGCAUGAUUGUGGACAACACCACCAUGCAGCUCGUGUCCAAACCCCAGCAGUUUGACGUGAUGGUGAUGCCUAACCUGUACGGAAAUGUCGUCAGCAACGUGUGCGCCGGCCUGGUGGGGGGCCCGGGCCUCGUGCCUGGUGCCAAUUAUGGCCGAGACUAUGCUGUGUUUGAAACGGCUACAAGGAACACAGGAAAAAGCAUUGCAGGCAGGAACGUUGCUAAUCCCACCGCCAUGCUGCUGGCCAGCUGCAUGAUGCUAGACCACCUCAAGCUUUACGACUACGCAGACUUGAUCAGGAAUGCAGUUCUCACCACAAUGAAUGAAACUAGGUUGCAUACAGCUGAUCUGGGUGGUCAGGGCACCACAUCGGAGGUGGUCCAGUCCAUCAUGAGGAUCAUCCAGAGUAAAGGACAGCACACUGCAGAGAUCUGAACCACGCUGACCUUCCCAUGUUCAGUACAAACUGUCAGUCUGYGUCUGUACAGGAAGGUUGUGACGUCACACAGAUUACUAAUAAGUUCACCUAAAGGAAUAAAAAUGAAAYAUUUGUCCACUCCAGUUUCUGUCAUGUUUGAUACAAAGCAGCUUCAUCUGGUUCACAACUACCGACACAUAAAACGGCCUCUAUUUAAGUUUGUGUCUGUUUCCCAAUGUUAAUUCCAUAUUUCUCCUUCUGCCAAGGAGAUUAUGUUUUCAGAAGCUUUGGUUUGUUUGUCUGCUCACAAGAACAGGAAAUGUUGACACAAAGAACAAAUAUUUAAAUUUUGGUGGUGGUCUGGAUCACCUGUGUGAGUGGUCUGCACUCUCCAGGUUCUUCUAGUUAGUAUUAAAACUGUGUUACAGCCUUUUCUAAUCAACCAGAAUGUGUAACAUGUAGUGUCUUAUGUCAAGUCUUUCACAUUGUGUAGCUGUACUCUUUGUGAGGAAAAUGCUGAUUCAGCUGUUUCCAUUUAUUCUGUAUCAUUAGAUCAGAAUACAUCAAGAAGCUGCUGUGAGCUAAACUUUCAUUGUGCCACGAUGAUAUUUAUAUCUGAGUGGAUUACAUUUCAAGGUUGUAAGUCUAACCAGAUAAAUGGUUUCAAAGCCUGAUAUCAGCAUUUACUGUUUAACAUUAUCAAUAAAAAAUAUUCAUAUAUCUUC
Austrofundulus limnaeus is the source of this 1924-nucleotide messenger RNA. RefSeq names its product isocitrate dehydrogenase (NAD(+)) 3 non-catalytic subunit gamma (gene idh3g). Gene Ontology annotation, molecular function: oxidoreductase activity, acting on the CH-OH group of donors, NAD or NADP as acceptor; magnesium ion binding; NAD binding. Lineage: Eukaryota; Metazoa; Chordata; Actinopteri; Cyprinodontiformes; Rivulidae. The record is from RefSeq and is a predicted model, not a curated record. The transcript is spliced from 13 exons. Gene Ontology annotation, cellular component: mitochondrion. Gene Ontology annotation, biological process: isocitrate metabolic process; tricarboxylic acid cycle. Bases 26 to 1216 code for a protein of 396 amino acids.